AUGGUUCAAAAGCUCUGUUUAGUCACCGUGGGUGCUACAGCUCCGUUCGAGAAGCUCAUCCAAGCGGUCCUCCAUGAGUCGUUCAUUGCGGAGCUGGAGAAACACGACUUCACCCGUCUCUUGAUCCAGUAUGGCAAAGGUGGCCAGCCCAUCUUUGAUGCCUAUCGUGCUGAGUAUGAGAAUGGCAAAAUUGUCCAUGAUAUUCAAAUUGGUGGUUUCGACCUUCGCCCCAACAUGACCUCAUGUCUGUGCAUGGUCCGAGAGGACCCGUCCAUCGGCCAGGAGCUUGGAAUGAUGAUCAGCCAUGCCGGUACUGGCUCAAUCUUGGACGCCCUUCGUGCGGGCUUGCCACUCGUCAUUGUUCCAAACCCUGAUCUCGCCAACAACCACCAACAGGAACUUGCCGAAUUUCUGGCCGAGGCGGGAUAUGCAAUCGUUGGAAAACUCGAUGAUAUCCCUAGUGUUGUUGGCCAAGCAGCACAGCGGGGUGACCAGGCGCCCUUGUUCCGCCGAGACAAUGGGGAUCGCUCGAUCAUGACCAUGUCAGAUGAACUGUCAUGGGUGGACUGA
Molecule: messenger RNA, 570 nt
Organism: Penicillium cataractarum
Lineage: Eukaryota; Fungi; Ascomycota; Eurotiomycetes; Eurotiales; Aspergillaceae
Gene: alg13
Product: N-acetylglucosaminyldiphosphodolichol N-acetylglucosaminyltransferase catalytic subunit ALG13
Exons: 3
Coding region: 1-570 (189 amino acids)
Biological process (GO): dolichol-linked oligosaccharide biosynthetic process
Cellular component (GO): UDP-N-acetylglucosamine transferase complex; extrinsic component of endoplasmic reticulum membrane
Molecular function (GO): hexosyltransferase activity
Source: RefSeq, a predicted model, not a curated record